Molecule: messenger RNA, 1430 nt
Organism: Ceratina calcarata
Lineage: Eukaryota; Metazoa; Arthropoda; Insecta; Hymenoptera; Apidae
Product: solute carrier family 35 member G1
Exons: 2
Coding region: 247-1293 (348 amino acids)
Cellular component (GO): membrane
Source: RefSeq, a predicted model, not a curated record
CCUACUUGGUUAUUUCAUGUACGGGACAACGUGAUAUCUGAACCUCUAAAUUAAAAUAGCUAGAGAGACGUUAAAAAAAAUGUGAUGGACAUUGUCAGUGGCAAUGAACGAGAAUGUAUUAUCAGAACAUUUAAAAUAAUUUAGUCUUCCAAAUAAUUUAUAAAUGCACGACACUAAUUAUUUAUUACAUCAUUUUGCUAAUAUAUCUGCAACUGUGGUUAAUGAAUUAUUAAAUCCCUUACAGACAUGUCAGAGCAUGUUGAACUGCAACAUUUAGUUGAUGCUGAAAUUGAAAGGAACUCAACAACACAACAAAAACGAUUUUCCAUUCUAUUAUGCAGAUCAUGCCCUUAUCUUGGUUUAAUAUUGGCAACAUUAUCAUCACUAUUUUUCUCAUUAUGCAGUGUUAUUGUAAAGGGCCUAGUUGAAGUAAAUCCAAUGGAAUUGGCAGCAUUCCGAUUUGUAGGCGUAUUAUUGCCAGCAAUACCAAUUGUAAUAUACAAAGGAGAACAUCCAUUUCCAAAGGGUCGUAGAUUAAUGCUAAUAUUAAGAAGCUUUGUGGGGACCACUGGCUUGAUGCUAAGUUUCUAUGCAUUUCGACAUAUGCCAUUGGCUGACGCAUCUGUAAUAGUAUUUUCUGUUCCUGUCUUCGUAGCUAUAUUUGCAAAAAUAUUUUUAAAGGAGCCUUGUGGCUUAUUCAAUGUUAUCACAGUGUGUUUAACAUUGAUUGGUGUAAUCCUAAUAACACGUCCACCACUCAUCUUUGGACACACAGUAGAGUCUCUUUCAGAUGGGCAUAUAAAAACACAACAUGCAGAUUUAUGGGGUGCUGCUGCAGCCUUCUCAGCGACUCUGUUCGGUGCAAACGCUUAUGUUCUAUUAAGAGCCUUAAAGGGCCUUCACUUUUCAGUAAUUAUGACUAAUUUUGGAUCAUUCGCUUUGAUUCAAACAAUAGUUAUAUCUUGGGCUAUAGGUGCACUGUGCUUACCUCGAUGUGGGACUGAUAGACUCUUAGUUGUCGCUCUUGCUCUUUUUAGUUUUGGGGGUCAGAUAUUAUUAACAUUAGCUUUACAAAUGGAGCAAGCAGGGCCAGUUGCAAUAGCAAGAUCAGCAGAUAUAGUUUUUGCCUUUUUUUGGCAAGUAUUAUUUUUCAAUGAAAUACCAAACCCUUAUUCAGUAGGAGGGGCAAUUGUAGUCACAAGUUCAGUUUUACUGACAGGAUUAAGAAAGUGGGCUCUUUCAUUGCCAGAAACCUCUAGCGUAAAAAAAUCUUUGGGCAUUUUAGUAAUGUGAAUUAUAAAUUAUAAGAGAGGAAUGCAAUUUUAAGUAGAGCAUAUAUUUCUUCUUCAAAACAAAUUGUAAUAGAAACAUAUAUCAAUGUAGAAAUAAGUUUGGAGGAAUUUCUUAAAAUAAAGUUUAUGNUUCUGAUA